UCUAAAGAGAGGUCAGAAGGAAGGGUCUGCUUUGGCGGUUGGAACCAAACAGUUGCUAUCUCUCUACAAACAAAAAAAACAUUGCUUCAUUUACAAAAAUCGAUCUCAGGUGUUAGAUUAGGCCAACGGUUCUCUUUUUAUUAUCUCCUUCUUCUUCUUCUCCUUCUCCUUCUCGUUGAUUCUUCAAACCAAAGCCAUAAAACUAAAAAAUUAUAAAGAUUCCUUUUUUAUGGUUUGAUUCUUGGUCGCCAUCUUUCGCCCAACUUCCUCACCUUCUCUGACAUAAUCACUACACCUUCUUCUCCUUCUCCCUAUAAUUACAAACGUCAUCUUCCUCCAAAGUUGUUUCAUUUCACUCCCAAAUUUUAAAAAAAAUUGUUGCUUUUUUUUUUCUUCUUCUUCUGUUCGUGGGUUUUUGAAUUUCGAUUACAAAUACUUAGAUUCCUUGUUUUUCGUGGGCAAUUCAAAUCGAGGAGUUCGUGUACGCAGCUGAGUUUUGCCCUUUUGAUGGUUGUAGUUGCAGAUAAGGUCUGAAAAAAUCUUGAAAGCUUGGUAAACGUUCCGAUGAAUACACGUUACUCCGGUCAGCCUGAGUUAUCUUCUAGUAACAUUUCGAUCACUAUUUCAUCGUCUACGUCGUUAAACUCCACACCUCGUGGUAAUAGCAGUCAUGUUACUUCUGGUAAUAAUGAUCAAGAGAGGUCUCCAUCUUCGUUUUACAUAAGGUUGGCUAUGAAGGUGUCUAGAGCUAGGUGGUUCAUCUUCUUGAGAAGAGUGUUUCACUACCAGAACGGUUCAAGAUCCGAUCUUGGCUCUAAUCCUUUCAAUUCCAGUACUUGGAUGAUGUCUGAGCUCGUUGCUCUGCUUCUUCAGCUCACUGUGAUAACGUUCACACUAGCUAUCUCCAAAGAAGAGAGACCUAUUUGGCCUGUUAGGCUAUGGAUUACGGGUUACGAUGUGGGAUGCCUUCUGAAUCUCAUGCUGUUAUAUGGUCGGUAUCGUCAACUAGAUGCUGUCCUCGGCGAUGUUGAGCAGCAACAGAGAGGCAGAGAAGAAACAAGGUCUUCUCAUUUGAUGAACAAAUGCAGAACGUCGUUGGAGCUUUUCUUUGCGAUUUGGUUUGUGAUUGGGAAUGUUUGGGUGUUUGAUUCUAGAUUUGGUUCUUUCCACCAUGCUCCCAAGCUUCAUGUCCUCUGCGUCUCUCUUCUAGGUUGGAAUGCUAUCUGCUAUUCCUUUCCAUUUCUUCUCUUCCUCUUCCUCUGUUGCCUUGUCCCUCUCAUAAGUAGCCUCCUUGGAUAUAAUAUGAACAUGGGAUCCUCAGAGAGAGGAGCAUCAGAUGACCAAAUCUCUAGUCUCCCUUGUUGGAAAUACAAACGAAUCGACAAAAAUGCUUCUGAUUCUGAUUCAGAUUCAGCUACUGUAACCGAUGAUCCAGAGUGUUGUAUAUGUUUGGCAAAGUAUAAAGACAAAGAAGAAGUAAGGAAGCUUCCAUGCUCACAUAAGUUCCACUCAAAGUGUGUAGAUCAAUGGCUUCGUAUAAUCUCCUGUUGUCCUCUCUGCAAACAAGAUCUUCCAAGGUGACAAUGCAAAAAACUCCAAAAGCAGACAAAAGCUUAAGAGUCAACAAAAAUAUCUCAUUAAGUUCAAUACUUUUUUUUUUUUUUUUUUUUCUUUCAAAGGCUUAGGUUUUUCUUUCAUGAUUUUGGUUUGAAGCAAGUCGGUUACUUGUGUGAGUGUCAGAUUUUUUUGUACAGAAAGAGCUCACCAGUAAUCGUAAAUUACAUUGUGAGUAAGUGAUGCAAAUCACAAUGGCAAAAGAACAUUUAUAGAAUCAUUAAUAUAGUGUCUAUACUACUUCAUAUCAUUUUUACCCUCA
Messenger RNA from Capsella rubella, 1876 nucleotides. Its product is annotated as E3 ubiquitin-protein ligase At4g11680. The record is from RefSeq and is a predicted model, not a curated record. NCBI's taxonomy places the organism in Eukaryota, Viridiplantae, Streptophyta, Magnoliopsida, Brassicales, Brassicaceae. The coding region runs from base 565 to 1581 and encodes 338 amino acids. The transcript is spliced from 4 exons.